Alexandromys fortis (reed vole) is the source of this 1218-nucleotide messenger RNA. RefSeq names its product glutathione S-transferase P-like. Gene Ontology annotation, molecular function: glutathione transferase activity. The record is from RefSeq and is a predicted model, not a curated record. The transcript has 8 exons. NCBI's taxonomy places the organism in Eukaryota, Metazoa, Chordata, Mammalia, Rodentia, Cricetidae. Gene Ontology annotation, biological process: glutathione metabolic process. Bases 361 to 990 code for a protein of 209 amino acids. Gene Ontology annotation, cellular component: cytosol.
GUUGGUUGAGGAUCAGCUCUGAACCCUCUGAUCCUGGGAGCAGUCAGCCAGCCUCACUUCUGGAACUUUUGAGUUGGUAGGAGCAACACCUUCAGCAAUGUAGGACUACAGUUGAUGGGAAAUACAAGGAGAGUCUCAAAGACUGUCGGAGAGAGGCCUUGCGUGCUUGGAGACAAGGUGUCUGGGAGCAGGUGGCCUCCGCGAAGAGGAAACUCUGAACACAGCCUAGAGGAAGUUCUGAGAUCUGAGACGGGCCAAGCCUGAGAGGGCGGUCUGAGGAGGCGGAGCCUCGCUGUAAAUAUAAGGCCCUGUUCACCUUCUGUCUUGCUGCUGAGCUUGCACCGCAUCUCAUCACCCACAAUGCCGCCUUACACCAUCGUCUAUUUCCCCGUUCGAGGGCGCUGCGAGGUUAUGCGCAUGCUGCUAGCAGACCAAGGCCAGAGCUGGACGGAGGAAGUGGUGACUAUGGAUGCCUGGGGGCAGGGGACACUCAAGGCUUCCUGUCUGUUUGGCCAGCUCCCCAAGUUCCAGGAUGGAGACCUCACCCUGUACCAAUCGAAUGCCGUCCUGCGGCACCUGGGCCGCACCUUUGGGCUCUACGGCAAAGAUCAGCAAGAGGCAGCUCUGGUGGACAUGGUCAAUGACGGACUGGAAGACCUCGUCAGGCACAUUGGCCAGGUUCUCCGUAACUAUGAGGAGGGCAAAGCCCAGUAUCUGAAGGAACUUCCGGGACACCUGAAACCAUUUGAAACUCUGCUGGCCCAGAACAAGGGAGGCCAGUCCUUCAUUGUGGGUGACCAGAUUUCCUUUGCUGACUACCGACUGCUAGACUUGCUGCUGAACCACCAGCUCCUGUUCCCUGACUGCUUGAAUGACUUCCCCUUGCUCUCGGCCUAUGUGGCACGCCUCAGAGGCCGGCCCAAACUCAAAGCCUUCCUGGACUCCCCUGAGCAUGUGAACCGCCCCAUUUCUGCUCGCCUAAAGAUAUGAGCCCACCUGUCUCCCCCAACCCCUACCCAUGGACCAUUAAAAACCAUAGCAGAGCCGGGCUGUGGUGGCGCACACCUUUAAUCCCAGCACUUGGGAAGCAGAGGCAGGUGGAUCUCUGUGAGUUCGAGACCAGCCUGGUCUACAAGAGCUAGUUCCAGGACAGGCUCCAAAAACCACAGAGAAACCCUGUCUCGAAAAACCAAAAAAAAAAAAAAAAAAAAAAAAAAA